AUGAAAUGUAAUACUAUUUUAAGAUUAAAAAUUUUUGCAACACAAGCAACGUCUAAAGAACCAGUAGGUCCAGCUUUAGGACAAGUAGGAAUUCCUAUAAUGGAUUUCUGUAAUAAAUUUAAUAAUUUAACAGUGCGUUUUUUUAAUGAUGUUCUAUUAAAUGUGUUAGUUUAUUCGUAUGGGAACCAGAAUUACGAUUUUGUAAUUAAGUUCCCAGAUUUAUUUUAUUCUUUAAAACGUUGUUUUAUUAAAUAUAAUCCUAUGAAAAAACCAGGAUAUGUUGAAUUUCCAAUUAUUUCUUUGCAAUAUGUAAGUAUAUUUAUGUUAUAUGAAUUGAUUGAAUAUUAUUGUAUUUAUAGUUUUAUUAAUAAAAUCGAUGUUUCCAUUUAUAAAAAAAUAUUUAAUUCAUUAAAAAGCUGUGGUUUUUUAAUUCUUUAG
This is a messenger RNA of Naegleria fowleri, 438 nucleotides long. The record is from the annotation of a RefSeq genome assembly. NCBI's taxonomy places the organism in Eukaryota, Heterolobosea, Eutetramitea, Acrasida, Naegleriidae.